CUCUCGCCCGGUGCAUUGUGGUCCGUGUGCUAACGGAAGCUGCUGCUGCACCGGAAUCUGAAGAAUUUGAGGUGUCCGCCAAGUCUACUGUUCAUCGUUGGCUCGUCUCUCUGUGUCUCCAUCUGUGCUAUACUUUCUGCGGACAGACCGUAAGGUUCAACAAGGAGAAGAAAUGUCUCAGGCCGACAAAGUGAAGCAGGGCCAGUUCACCAACCCUGAGACUCCGGGGUAUGUUGGAUUUGCCAACCUGCCUAAUCAGGUUCAUCGCAAAUCAGUAAAAAAAGGAUUUGAGUUUACGUUGAUGGUGGUAGGUGAAUCUGGACUUGGAAAAUCCACCCUGAUCAACAGCCUGUUCCUCACUGACCUGUACCCCGAGAGAGUCAUCCCUGGAGCAGCAGAAAAGAUAGAAAGGACUGUUCAGAUCGAGGCGUCGACGGUAGAAAUUGAGGAGCGAGGAGUGAAGCUCCGCCUUACUGUGGUAGACACACCCGGAUAUGGAGACGCCAUCAACAGCCAAGACUGUUUCAGCACCAUUAUCAGCUACAUCGAUGACCAGUUUGAGCGCUACCUCCAUGACGAGAGCGGUCUAAAUCGUAGACACAUUGUUGACAAUAGAGUUCACUGCUGCUUCUAUUUUAUUUCCCCGCUUGGCCAUGGGCUGAAACCUCUGGAUGUUCAGUUCAUGAAGGCCAUUCACAAUAAGGUCAAUGUGGUUCCUGUCAUCGCCAAGGCAGACACGCUCACCCUCAGGGAGAGGGAGAGGCUCAAGCGCAGGGUUCUGGAUGAGAUCGACGAACAUGGCAUCAAGAUUUACCACCUUCCUGAUGCCGAGUCAGAUGAGGAUGAGGACUUCAAAGAGCAGACCAAGAUCCUCAAGGCUAGCAUCCCAUUUGCAGUGGUGGGAUCCAACCAGCAGAUUGAGGCCAAAGGGAAGAAGGUGAGGGGCCGCCUCUACCCUUGGGGCGUGGUGGAGGUGGAGAAUCCUGAACACAACGAUUUCCUCAAGCUGCGGAUCAUGCUCAUAACCCACAUGCAGGAUCUACAGGAAGUGACUCAGGACCUUCACUACGAGAACUUCCGCUCGGACCGCCUCAAGCGGGGUGGCAGGUUGUCCUCCCAUGGUUACAUUCUGCCUCUGUCUCCUGCAAAGGGACCGGAGCCGGAGGAAAUGGACAAGGAUAUGAUCCUGCAGGAGAAGGAGGCGGAGUUGAGACGAAUGCAGGAGAUGAUUACCAAGAUGCAGGCUCAGAUGCAGAAGCAGGGAGACGGCGAGGGAGACAGCCCCCAUGUGUGAGACGUCUACGGUAUUUGAGCCACUGCUCGAGUUCGACUAGAGAGAUGGAGGAUAGCGGAGAACGUGUAAUCAAGUUAUUGACUUGCACUGCUUGCCACUAUUUUUAUUCUAAUCCUUCAUGGGAUCUGGAGUCGUCUUCUUUUUUUUUUUUUUUUUUUUAUAUAUAUACAUAGUUGAGUAUAUUCAAACAGUUACAUUUAUAUAUUUUCACAUGGUUCUUCUUCUUGCCAGUUACUCAAAUGAAGUCACGAGACCCAUCUUUUAAAAUAGUGGCAUAUAUCUUUGAUACAAACUGCUACUUCUCCUUUUUUUUCCUUCUAUUUAGAAAACCAAAGUUCUGCUUGUAGUUCUAAAACAUCUCGGCAUGUGCUAACGUUGCUCUGUGAAGGAGCUUCAUUGGGAGAGUCGGCUGAGCUGAAAACUAGUAGCAGAAGUAGCUUUUUCCACCACUGCUAUGCCAUUAUCUUGAUAUUCUUUAAGUGAAGAGAGAACAUGAUUUCAUAUUCUCUCUGGUGAAUAAAUGACCACACAAGCUUCCCAAUAAAUGGGCUCCAUUUGCUCGGUGUUAAUCGUAUUACCCACCUCAUCUGCAUGCAACUCUCAGCCCCCACUUUCAGGUGAAUUCUCCCUCUAGUGAUAAAGACUUAUCCAUUAGUGCAGUUCUCAGAUCAGUAUCUUUAAGUAAAAUGGCAUUUGAGUGUUAAGCUCCUUUUUAAUUUUGAUAUGAAUGAAAUAAACUGUGACCCUUGACCUCUUACAGUCUUCCUGUAGCCCUGACAAAUGAAGGACGUGCUUAUGAGGUGUGAUGCCUCCGUUUGGUGCUUUCAGUCAAUUAGAAGUGAUUACUCCAUGUUUCCGCUCCACUGUAAAGUCAUGUGCCAGGGAGCGUUAACUGUUUCAUGUCUGUUUUCUCUAUUUCAGUGAGAUUUGAGGUAUAAACUUUUAAUUUCCCAACUGCCGAGUACUUUGUGGUUUCCAUGAGCAGAGAUUAAAGUGACCUAAUGAGGUCAUCGUAGCCAACGGUUCCCUCACCAGCCGAGAUGUGAGUUCUUGACAUUCCUCUUUGUGCUGUUUUUAUCCAAUAAAGCACCAAAUAUUGUUCUUGAUGCAUAUAUUGUAAUAAGUUUUAUUAAACUUUAUUAAUCUGUGA
Anarrhichthys ocellatus (wolf-eel) is the source of this 2444-nucleotide messenger RNA. It is a transcript of the gene septin2, whose product is annotated as septin 2. Gene Ontology annotation, molecular function: GTP binding. The record is from RefSeq and is a predicted model, not a curated record. The transcript has 13 exons. NCBI's taxonomy places the organism in Eukaryota, Metazoa, Chordata, Actinopteri, Perciformes, Anarhichadidae. Gene Ontology annotation, biological process: cell division. The coding region runs from base 173 to 1294 and encodes 373 amino acids.